Mya arenaria is the source of this 4186-nucleotide messenger RNA. Its product is annotated as receptor-type tyrosine-protein phosphatase T-like. The transcript has 28 exons. The record is from RefSeq and is a predicted model, not a curated record. Bases 50 to 3838 code for a protein of 1262 amino acids. Lineage: Eukaryota; Metazoa; Mollusca; Bivalvia; Myida; Myidae. Gene Ontology annotation, molecular function: protein tyrosine phosphatase activity. Gene Ontology annotation, biological process: protein dephosphorylation.
UGCACUUAUUUACCAACUUCCUUAUUUCAGAUUGUCACAUUCGUUCAGCAUGGGGGACUACCGACAUGUUGGAUUUAUUUUUGUUUUUGUGUAUCUUAACAGAUUUUACUUUUCACUGAGUUUAGCCUGCAAUGUCGACAGUAAUGGUUUUCAUCGUUUCGGGCCAGACUGUGAGCACCUUUGUCACUGCGUUGGAAACAAAAUGUGUGAUGGUAAAACAGGGGAGUGUGACGAGUGUGAAGGACCCUGGUUUGGACCCGCAUGCCAGUACUAUGAUAUUGCAUUUAAAUUUUCUGACCCGAACUCAACGAGGAAAGCAUACGGGUCACGGCACUUAGAUAAUAUUUCACCACCAAUGUAUUCGCAUCUCGCCCAUGAUGGAAACUAUUCAACCUGUAGCUCCACAAACAACACAUCUGCUGGAAGUGGAAGAAAGAUCAAUCCUUUCUGGAGCAUUUACUUUAUAAACAACACACGAUUUAACGAUUUUCAACUGGUGUUGUCAGACAAUAAAACUCUCAAAGCGUACUUUAAAGGAUAUAAGAUCUACAUAGAAAACCUCACAUCAUGGGGUUACUCAGAUGAGGAAAAAAUCAAAGUACCGCUGACCACUAGUCGUUCCCUGUGUUACCAGCAAAACGGUAGCAAAAUCGCGAAUCGAACCAUGGUUGUGCAGUGUGAAAAUACCUUAAUUGGAAACUCAGUCAGGAUUGAGAUGGCCAACAAAAAUACACAGCUAGUUCUCUGUGAUAUCAAAAUUAGCGCAGGAAGGAACAUAGCGUUUGGGAAAAGGUUAACUCUAAGCCCGAACAUCAUACAGACUACGUAUUCAUCAACAGUAGCAGUUGAUGGAAACACAGACACAGCUUGCCCUCGGAUUAACGUGCAUGAUAACCAGCCUUAUUGGAUACAAGUUGAUCUGAUGCAACAAGUAGAAUUGAACUUGAUUGAGAUCACUAGAUAUCCAACAGAUGGUUUCCCAGAUACUGGAUUUAAGAUUGAAGUAUACAACAAUUCAACAAGUCUUUUCGAAAAGGUUUUUGAUAAUUCAACCGACGUUCGACCAAUGACUGGAAUUGUCUUGACGUCAAAAGGGCAGUAUUUCAAAAUACGACAAAUGGCCGGAAAGCAACACUUAGAUAUGUGUGAAAUACAAAUGUUUGGAUAUUGUCCGGAGAACUAUUGCGGAUACAACUGUUCUAUUCCCUGUAACUGUCGAGUCCCAGGAUCUAUGAAAGACAGACUGACCGGAGUUUGUACUUCCGGUUGUGCUGGCAGAUCAACAGGACGAAAUGGACUGUGUGACCAUGUUUGUAGUAAUACCACGUGGGGAGAGGAAUGUACAUAUCAAUGUGGCCACUGCAACAAUGGAGAUUCGUGCAACGUUAGCAAUGGGCACUGCAAGACAUGUGCACCGGGCUAUAAGCCGACUCCAAAGUGUGAGGAUGAAUGUGACCUUGACAAGUAUGGUUUCAACUGUUCGCGAAACUGUGGUCACUGUGGACUAGGGUUAGAUUGUGACAAGGCGUCUGGAUAUUGUUCAGCAGGGUGUGAUGCUGGAUGGAACGGUACACUUUGUGACCAAGAAUGUGAAAAUGGAACGUACGGCUCGAAUUGCUUAGAAACGUGCGGAAACUGCGUUGCGGGGUGUAAAAAGAGAACAGGCACUUGCUUGGGCGGAUGUUUAUCUGGUUUUAAAGGCGAAACCUGUAAAGACAUUGCGUCUUCAUCUGGGUCCGUUAUUGCUGGAAGCGUUGUGGUUGUUAUUGUUAUCGCUGUCGGCAUUGUCAUCUCGGUUAUAUUCAUAAGACGAAGGAAGGCCAAACCAAUAAAACGACGUACAGCAAAAUCGACUUAUGCAAAUGGAACUGAAGAUGACCAAUCUGGUAUAAACAUGGUUGGGGAAAACAAUGUUUACAUCAACACCACUGCUGUUCAACAGACGAGCACUGCACAAGACAUCGGCGAGGCAACAGUUAUUGCCUCUGGUGCUUUUAACAUAACAGAAUGUGAUGAACCGAGUGUGUAUUACAAUACAGAACCUUUCAAAAGAAAGGCGUCGUUCCACUCGAUCAAUCCCAUCGCUGUCCGUGAACUUGAGGGGUAUUUAAAAGUACACUACAAUGAUAUUGAUUUCUUCGAAAGAAAGUUUCAGGAAAUCCCAUCUGGCCUUCAGUUCCCUACAACAGCAGCAAAACGAUCCGAAAAUAUUGGCAAAAACCGAUAUAAGGGAUUAUAUGCAUACGACCACUCCAGAGUUGUCCUACAAACUGAGACGAGCUACAUCAAUGCCUGCUUUAUAAAAGGAUUUCAAAAGACAAUUUCCUAUGUUGCGUCUCAGGGUCCUAUGGAAUCCAACAUGGAGGAUUUUUGGCAGAUGAUUUGGGAACAAAACAUACAAACGGUUGUUAUGGUAACCAAUCUGGUGGAGGAAACAAAGAUGAAAUGUCUACAGUACUGGGGCGAAGGACUCAAACAUAAGACGGCUUAUGGCAAUUUUGAAGUUACUUUGAUGAAGGAGGAAGUGUUUGCUGAUUUCUGUAUAAGAACAGUUGGAUUUCACAGAACGACACAUCCAUCGGAACGUCGUAAAUUGACACAGUUUCACUACACAUCCUGGCCGGACAAAGAUGUGCCACAAAGUCCUAUAAGCCUUAUACACUUCUGGAGAAAAGUCAAACUUCGUGGUGGCCAAAGGAAACAUCCGUGGCUUGUGCAUUGCAGUGCGGGGAUUGGCAGAACGGGGACAUUCAUAGCCAUGGAUUAUCUCUACGACCAGGGAAGAGCGACAGAAGUUGUUGAUAUUGCACAGUGUGUCACAGAUUUGAGAGAGGACAGAGUUAACAUGGUGCAAACAGUGGGCCAGUACCGGCUCCUUCAUCGUCUGAUGUUGGAAUUAUUCGUACUCCCAUUUGAACCAGUACGAAACGAGCUCUUUGACAAUACCUUUAGAGAGAUGUCACGUGUGGCACACAAAUCAAAGUCUAGAAAAUCCAGAUUACGUCUUCAAUACGAGGACUUAGACAAAGGCCUUGAGAUGGAUAGUGUUGAUGACGACAUUGCUUGCACAAAUGCACUUUUACCUGACAAUUACAGCAAAAACAGAUUUGACCAUAUACUUUCAGCGGAUGAAUAUCGCCCCUUCCUGCGCAGCCAAGGUAAGGGGAGAAACAACUACAUUAACGCAGUCUUUAUGCCGAGCUACACCAACCCAAAGGGGUUCAUCAUUAGCCAGUUGCCUCUUCCAAGUACAGCUGUCGACGUAUGCAGACUCAUUAUAGACGAGGAAAUCAAUCUUGUUGUUCAAUUUGAUGAUAGUGGGAAAGAAGAGAUUGGACGUUUCUUGCCUGAAAAUGAAGAAAAAAUGAAAAUAGACGCGUUUGAAGUUAGACGAGUACGAACGUAUUCAGGGCAAGAUUGUCAAAUACAGACAGUCUGUCUAAAACUGAAUCAUAGGACACGCACAUUCAAACACAUUCUGUUCAAGAAAUGGACUAGAAAUCGAUUGGUUCCCCCAGACAGCAGCUCCUUGUUGAAUCUUGUAAAAGAGGUUGAGGGACAGCAGUCUCCAGAAGAUGAUUGGGAUUCUCCUAUUCUUGUGCUUUGUUUGAACGGAGCUGAGAGGAGUGGUCUGUUUGUGGUGCUGAUGAACAUCUUGGAGAGAUGUCGAGUGGAAGGCGAAGUAUCCAUUCCGCAGGUCAUCAGAUAUCUUCGGUCACGGAGAAAGCAGAUUGUCCCGAACUUGGAGCAGUAUGUGUAUUGCCAUAAUGUCACAGCAAAGUACCUAGAGAGCAGCAUGACUUAUGCAAACUUGCAAUCUGCCGGCAGUGAUGCUUAAUUAGGAAGUAGACUAUAAAUUCGAAUGACAGUGAUUGGCUUAGUGUUUACAUUAUAUUCAGCUUAAACAUCACAAGUGUGUGUGAUAGCUAACUGACGUAUUAAGGAACCCUUUAUAAGAAAGCGUUGUAUUGUAUUACCGCAUUGCGAUAGGGAUUUAAAAAUGCGACUAUAUAUUUGCUGAUAAAGCGGGACUAAAGCAAGUGCCUUCGAAUAGGAAUCGAUAUGUUUUAAGAAGCUUUUGUAUGCAAUGUUAACCCUGGUUUUAUCAUGUAUGAUUGUAAUCCACGUCGUAUAAUACCUCUUAUGUACAAGUGUUAUACUUUUCUUCAAAUAUACUCUAAAUAUA